Molecule: messenger RNA, 1652 nt
Organism: Lathyrus oleraceus (garden pea)
Lineage: Eukaryota; Viridiplantae; Streptophyta; Magnoliopsida; Fabales; Fabaceae
Product: dof zinc finger protein DOF3.6
Exons: 2
Coding region: 177-1121 (314 amino acids)
Biological process (GO): regulation of DNA-templated transcription
Molecular function (GO): DNA-binding transcription factor activity; DNA binding
Source: RefSeq, a predicted model, not a curated record
AAAACAAGAUAAAGCCUCAUCUUUUCCUCCUCCCUCUCCAUCUUCACUUUAAUGCUUUAUUACUUUCUUUGCUCUGCUAUUCCACUAUAGUGUGAUUCUCCACCAUCUCCCUAAAGAGCCAUCAAACUUUAUUAAAGAGAAAUAAAAAUAAAAACGCAAAAGGAUUGAACACCACCAUGGUUUUCUCUUCUAUUCCAUCUUAUUUAGAUCCUCUCAAUUGGCAGCAACAACCAAAUCAACAUCAGUUGCUUCCACCACUAUCCUCAUCGCAGUCACAAGGUGCAGGCUCGAUAAUCAGACCUGGAUCGAUACCGAAUCAAGCUCAAACUCAAACUCAGACUCAGAUAGGUCAGACUCAGGAAAUUCAAGCAGGCCAGACUCAGACUCAGACUCAGGUAGCUAAGCUACCACAACAAGAGACAGCUUUGAAGUGUCCUCGUUGCGAAUCAACCAACACGAAAUUUUGUUACUACAACAACUAUAACUUAUCUCAACCAAGACACUUCUGUAAGACGUGCAGGCGUUAUUGGACGAGAGGGGGUGCAUUGAGAAAUGUUCCUGUUGGUGGAGGGUGUCGUAGAAGCAAAAAGACCAAAAAGAGUAACACCACUACUAGUACUACUACUCCUUCCAAAUCUUCAAUAUCUAAUAGUAAUGAAAAAGAUUAUUCAACAAGUGCAAUCCAUUCAACUUCAACACCUUUCGGAGAGUUCUUGAAUCCAAGUAACAAAACCUACAUGAACAUGGCAUCUCUUCAGAAUCUGAGUCGCUAUGGUGUUGGAACAGUUGGUAAUAUGGGAUUUCAAAUCGGAGAUUAUAGUGGAGGUGGAGAAGGUGGUGGAGGUUUGGAUCAAUGGCGGUUUCAGCAAUUUCCUUUCAUGAAUAAUGGUUUUGAAUCAACUACUUCAAAUGUUUCUUUCCCAUUUCAAAGUGAAAUUCUUGAACCACAAGCUUCUUCUAGGGCUAAUACUCAGAUACCUGCAUCGGUUAAAUCGGAACACAACGGAGGUUUGAGUUUCUUAAGAUCUCCUCUGAGUGUCUCAGAGAAUAACAACAACCAUUACAAUUCAUGGACUGAUUUUUCUGGUCUCGCGUCUUCUUCCGCUAGUCGUCUCUUGUAACUUUCGUCGUUUACACUACUAGAAAAAGUUGAAUUAUUGACCGGAAUUAGAGACGGAAAAAAAUUUUAAAUUGAUCUCUAAUUUUGACAUCUCUAACUAAUAUUUUAGAGACGAAAUUAGAGAUGAAUUUAGUUUUUUUCCAUUUCUAAUUCACUUUUUGUUUUAGUAAUGUGUACGCAGUCGAAUUUUUGUCUUUGUCGUCUUUGUCGCCGCUCUUUGCUUAUCAGUUAUCAAAUCCAAGGCAUCAUCUAUCAGAGAAGAAAUGAAGCAAGAAAUGAAGCAACAUGAUUUUGAAAUUCCAAUAUAUAUCUUCCGAUGGCGAAAAUCAAGCCUAGUGUUGAAACAAAUCAAGAGAAGCAUGGUAGAAUUUGAUUUUGUUCUUGUAUAUUUUAAUUUUCAUUGAUUAAUUGUUUAUGUUUAUGCAUGGAGUGAGUUUCUUUUGUACUAUUUGAACUUAAUGUGUGCUUGUAGUAAUCAUCAACUAUUAUGUGAUUUCUUUCAGAAGUUAUUAUCAUAUCAUUAUUUGAGUAA